GCGCGGGAGGCAGGCGGGAGCGAGGGGAGAGGCUGUCCCUCAGUCCCGAAGCUGCCGGGAACCUGCCUCGGGUCCUGCGGGGCGCCCUGCAGCCGCGCUCUGGCAUUCCCGGCGGAGGGGGCGCCGCCUCCCAUGCGCCGGAGGCCGUGCGGGUGUCAGCCCUCUCGCCUUCCCCGCACGGAGAAGUGCCUCGUCGUGGGGCGACGGGACGGGACGUGCGCCGCGAGGGACGCCGGCACGAAGCGGAGCGGCGCGGUGAGGGAAGGCCCGGCCGCCCCCGGGGCGACAGCGCCCUGAGGAGAGAGCCCCGCGCCAGGGUUGGUGUGUGAUCGGCAUUGUGCUGUACCACAGUGAAGAGGUAUUUUCCACUUCAAGAGACCUGGCAUUAAAAGAUCAUGGUAGACAGGUUAAUAGUUUCUUUGAGACUCCUCAGUUCCCUAGCAGUGCUGGGAUUUCAGUUUGUCAUGCCACAGCCUUCAGUUGAACACAGAAAGGUUCCUCAGAGGAUAGAAGAGCAGAGAGAUGCAUCUGAGGAUAGCAGCGCAGGAAUACCAGGCAUAUGGGGAAGUUGGGGCCCCUGGUCUGCCUGCUCUCGGAGCUGCAGUGGCGGUGUGAUGGAGCAAACGCGGCCCUGCCUCCCAGCCUAUUACCAUGAAAGGGGCUACCGAAGGCCAGGGCGGCAGUACCCAGCCUCAGAGAGAACUCUUGCUCAUCAGAGUUCCCGCCACCGUGAGGACUCACUGACUGCUUAUCCUGGCCAUGUCAUUUCUGCCAUCCGUACAUCUGUGCCACUUCACAGGAAUGAAGACCACCUUUGGGCUGGCCUUCGGGCCUCUGCUUCUUCCGGAGGCCAUAAUAACAGCCAUCUAAGCAGAGGAGCAUUGAGAGGCAGCAGGCAUUCCCAGUCCCAGAGGCAGAACGCCAAGCCAGAAAAGAGAAGCAGAAACAGAAAUCCUAUUGGCCCAGGAAAGUAUGGAUAUGGAAAAGUGCCAUACAUUUUACCUUUACAGACUGAUACUGGUCAGCAGCCUCAGAAACUUCGGAGGCAGCGACAAUCGUCAAGGAGCCAUGUAUUUCAUCAGAAUCCGAGUCUCAUGAACACUUACAGCCAGGCAGCUAGUCCUUCACUUCAACAUGGGAAUCUUUAUCAAGAAGAAAGUGGGCCUCAGGCUGGACAUCAAGUCCUGGGACCCUCAGUUUAUCAGUCAUCUUCAUUUCCCGUAUCUCAAAGCCUGUUUCAGAGCAGUGACUCAAACCAGCAUGGGUCUGCAUCGCACCAGGCAGUCCAGGGUCAGCCCCAGCCUCAAAGGGCUGCAGCAAUUGUGUGCAUUGGCACCUACAAGCAAUAUAAACUCUGCAACACAAAUAUGUGUCCUGAAAGCAGCAGAAAUAUUAGAGAAGUGCAAUGUGCAUCAUACAAUAACAAGCCGUUUAUGGGUCGGUUUUAUGAAUGGGAACCUUUUGCAGAAGUGAAGGGAAGUCAGAAGUGUGAGCUGAAUUGCCGUGCGAUAGGCUACCGAUUCUAUGUGAGACAAGCUGAAAAGGUGAUAGAUGGGACACCCUGUGACCAAAAUGGAACUUCAAUCUGUGUGGCAGGGCAGUGCAAGAGCAUUGGCUGUGACGACUAUCUGGGGUCAGACAAGGUGAUUGACAAGUGUGGAAUAUGUGGAGGGGACAACACCGCUUGCAAGGUUGUGUCUGGAGUUUUCAAACACACGCUAACAAAUCUUGGCUACCACAAGAUAGUGGAAAUUCCUGAAGGAGCUACUAAAAUCAACAUUACUGAGAUGUCAAAGAGCAACAACUAUUUGGCAUUGCGGAGUCGAUCAGGACGGUCUAUCAUCAAUGGAAACUGGGCAAUUGAUCGACCUGGGAGAUACGAAGGUGGUGGGACAAUGUUCACUUAUAAACGCCCAAAUGAAAUCUCCAGCACUGCGGGAGAGUCCUUUUUAGCUGAUGGUCCAACAAAUGAAGUCCUUGAUGUCUAUAUGAUACAUCAGCAGCCUAACCCUGGUAUACAUUAUGAGUAUAUCAUUCCAGGAGACAAUGUCAUUAGUCCUCAGUUGCUUACUCACAGGAGGCCAGGGGAGCCCUUGAAUGGUCAAUUAGGAAUGCCAGAAAGUACAAAUCAUGAGGAUGAGGAUUUGCAUAGGGAGACAGACACUCUCACUGGACAGUCAGCUGGAACUUUUCCAGUUAUUCAGCCGGGAAGAUUUCCUUCUCAUCAGCCAGAAAACCAGGUGUCUGCUGUGCAACCACCAAGACAAAACCGAGAACACAACUGGAAACAGAUUGGAAAAACCGAGUGCACUACUACAUGUGGGAAAGGAUCACAGUACCCAGUUUUCCACUGCGUCAACAGAAUCACUCACGAGGAGGUAUCUGAGAGUUACUGUGACAGCAGCACCAAACCAAUUCCAGAAGAGGAGGCCUGCAACCUCUUCCCGUGUCCAGCUUUCUGGGAUAUAGGGGAGUGGUCUGAGUGCAGCAAAACAUGCGGCCUUGGUAUGCAGCAUCGACAAAUCUUAUGCCGGCAAAUGUAUGCCAAUCGUACCUUGACAGUUCAGCAAUACCGCUGUCAUCACCUGGAGAAACCAGAGACAACCAGCACUUGCCAGCUGAAGAUCUGCAGUGAAUGGCAGAUUAGGACAGAGUGGACUUCAUGUUCAGUGCCUUGUGGAGUGGGGCAGAGGACCCGAGAUGUGAAAUGUGUCAGCAACCUUGGAGACAUUGUUGAUGAUGAGGAAUGUAACAUGAAGCUGCGGCCAAAUGAUAUUGAGAACUGCGACAUGGGUCCCUGUGCUAAGAGCUGGUUCCUUACAGAGUGGAGUGACAGGUGUUCUGCAGAAUGUGGUGACGGAGUCCGUACACGUUCAGUGGUCUGUAUGACAAACCAGGUCAGCAGUUUGCCUCUGGAAGGCUGUGGCAAUAACAGACCCUCUGAAACAACUCCCUGUAAUAAUGGACCCUGUGCUGGUAAAGUGGAGUGGUUUGCUGGGGGCUGGACACAGUGCUCUACUGAAUGUGGCAGUGGAACUCAACAGAGAGAAGUCAUUUGUGUUAGGAAAACUGAAGGUAAUUUUGACGUUUUGAACCCCUAUGAAUGUUUAUAUUUGGAAAAACCUCCCAGCCAGCAAUCCUGCUACCUCAAACCCUGUGGAUCUAAGUGGUUUCAUACAGAAUGGAGCACAUGUUCCAAAUCCUGUGAAGGAGGAUUUCGGGUUCGAGAGGUACGAUGUCUAUCAGAUGACAUGACAGCCAGCACUCAGUGUGAUCCACAGCUCAAACCUGAAGAAAAAGAACCAUGUAACACACAAGAUUGUAUCCCUGAAAUAGAUGAGAACUGCAAAGAUAAAUACUACAAUUGCAAUGUGGUGGUUCAGGCCCGGCUCUGUGUCUACACCUAUUACAAAACAGCCUGUUGUGCAUCCUGUACACGUGUGGCAAACAGACAAUCAGGGUUUCUAGGACGCAGAUAACAAAUACUCUUCUACUCAAAGUGACAAUGUCAGUCUUCGAUGGAGCUUGAACAGUGUUAUUGUUUUGACUACAGCAGGUUUUAGCUUCUUAGAGAUGGGUUUUUUAUAUUGUUGAGUACAUCAAGACUAUGGUUAAAUCUCACACCCUUUCAGUUAUUGUGCAGUUAUCUUUUUUAAAAUGUUUGUUGUAAAACCAUGAUCUUUUUAAAGCAUUAAUUUUUAAUGAUACUAUUCUUUGCGCCUGCUCAGCAGAUAAUUAUUUAAAGAACAUACGAGCCUUAGUAUUGUGAAAUCAAUGAAAACUAAGCCAAUCACAGGCAAUUACUGGAGAUAUUUGACCAGUAUGGAUGCAGCUGCUGCAUUAUUUUCUGAGUGCUUACUCUUACUUGGUAUUUUGGACUGCCUUAAAUUAGACGACUAAAUCAAUGAAACGUGCAUGUGAGAAAAAUUACUUCACAAAGAACCAGACCCUUGAAGACCCAUUUAUCAUCAGUUUCUUAGCACUCUAACAUAUAUUUUUAAUUAUUUCAGUCCAUUUAUAAUAAAUUAAAGUCACUGUUAAGCUCUCUCAGUUGUACUUUUAACUAACUUCCUGUCCUCAGGCAGCAAAUACAUAUACACUUGACUGCCAAAAAGUGCCUUUAUAUUUAAUUCAUAAACUCUUAAAGUUACACUUUUCUAAUUUUGUAUGGAUUUUAAAAUACAUUACCUACCACAGUGCCACUAGUGUCUAGCCCUUUAACAACUGCAGCUGUCAGUAAGACAGAUUUACCAGAGAGGUGAAGAGCCUUUGCUGGUAUAAAAAAAGUGAUUGUUUCCAUUGGCAAGGUCUCUUUCCUGGAGGGCAGUUAUAUCAGUGAACUGAUACCUUGCAUAAUGUCUUGUCUCUGCACUAUUGCUUAACAACUACCAUACCAAAGGACUUUGUCCAGACCUAGUCUGGAUAUGUCACCAGUUUCUGAAGCAACCACCAAAGGAGGCAGGCCUCUGUGCUUCAUAGUAGUCUGUUACUCUUGAAAUCAGGCAGCAGUAUGAGUGUAGUAGCUGAGUAUCUGUAACAGGAGGUCUUGGCUAUUGACAUUCUUCAGGUUUUGAUCAGUUAUUACAACAUACUUGUCUUUAGUCAUUGUUUCAUCCAGCAGAUCUAUUCAUGUCACUCCUUUUUUACAACUCAAGAAUGGCUCCAGACUUAGAGCUGAAUUUAGGUGGUGAUUUUUCAUUUCUGCAAGUACUGUACUCAGCCUUGGGACUUGCUAAAAGCAAAUCGAAUGUGCUGAUGAAAGCUUUUGCCUCAUCUGCAUAUUCUCUAGCAUUUACCUGAGAGGUCUUUCAAAUGUGUAAAUAAGGCUGAGGGAAAAAAUAAACACCUCUGCUUAUUCAGCUGUUUAUUACAACAUAUUGCUUGUAAAUUAGUGAUACCCAACUGUGCAUCUAUUUGUAAGGUGCCUGUUGUCUGAGUUGAAAAACAGUUUUAAUAAUGUGUGUUAAGUCACUCCCAGUGAUGUGAUAUAACAGUGAUUAAGGUGUCCUGCUACUGAUGAGCCUCAUUGUUGUUCUUACUGCUUUGGUGGAGAGGAUGUAGAAGAGAGCUUGGGCAUGGGGAGGCAAAGGUUGCUGGGUGUGGUACUGGUCACAUCAGUUUGUGUGCUGGAAACCACAGGACUGUGGAACUCCUGUAGUUCAAAAGCUGCUUUGGAUUGAGACAAACCUUAGAUUUUUUGAUUUGAUCACUCAUGAAAAAUGUGUUUUGGCCGUGAUGAACUACUACUGUUUGCCUAAGUGAAAUGAAGAAGUGUUUCCCCUAAACUUCGAAGUUACUCUUCGUGACUAUAAACCAAGGUGUUUCUGUACACCUUGAUUUGGGCUUUUUCACUGUAAUGAAUUGAUAACAAAACUUUUAGAAACAGAAGUGUUAAUUGUUAAAAUGAAAACCUUUCAUUUGAAUUCAUUAAUCUUUCACAGUCCUAUUCCCUUGUAUUAUGAAGAUUUAUCCAGGAAGAGAACGUACAGAUCUGUGAUCAUAUUCCUUAGAUUCUUGACCAAAGAAUGAUAUGGGGAAAGUGCAGCAUAACCAACUCUGGAAUCCAGUAUUUGUAAAUACAGAUUUUCUUCUGGAUAUCUCAUUGCAGCAUAUUUGGACAUAGAGUAUGUAAUUUUUGCUGUUGUCUCUUUUGUCCCAAGGAAGUGUAUCCUGUCAGCUUGAGGGAAAUACCUGUUCCAUAAAAAGACUUUCUGAAACCACAAGACGAAUGAAAUACAGAGAGGUAAUCAGGUUUGCAAUCAGUUCAUAGAAAAUAAUCUGCUUGCACACGCUUUUGGCUCUGAGCGAGUCAGCACAUAGACAGGCGAUCCUGGUCUUUUAUAAAAUAUGCUAUUUUGCUCUGGAAUAUGUGGCCAUUGGGUUACUUUGUAAAGAUUAUCAUCUUUUAGGCUCCAUUAAGCUUAAAGUAAACAGAGUUCAUGGGAGCUACAUAUCGAAGAAUAUAUACAUACACAUAGCAAUAUAACCUUGUAUUAUGCCUAAUGUGUACACCUUUGUGAAUUGGAUACAGUAAAUUAUGAUUAUACAAGCUGUACUUUUUUUAGUAAAGGGAGAGUUUUCAAGUGUACCAGAUAAACCAAAAACGUUUCACCUAAUUAAACAUCUAAUGAUAAGGAAACUGCCAGAAUGUUGCUGAACUUAAUCAUUUAUCAUGUCUUCUCAUGUGUUAGCAUAAUCACAGUAGUUGUUCCUGCAAAAUGAACUAAUGAACCCUUCUUUUCAGCACUUUGAGGUACUAGUAUUAUCUACAGAAUGUAAAUGCUACAGAUUUCACCAUCACACAAAGUGCACUUUUGAAAUUGUGACUAUAGGAAGCGUUUGUUUGAACAGAACAGUGCACCAAUUUAGGAUGAUGCCUGCAGAGGGCCUGAUUUUACUUUCACCGUAAAUCAGAGGUGGCCUUAAUGAAUGCAGUAAAAUUGGAUCAGGUGUAAAACCAAUGUAAGUAAGAAAUGAUGCAGGCUUCUGAGUUUGAAUGCUUUUAUUUCUUUUUCUGAUAUUUUAACAUCAGUCAAAAUCCUGCAGAAUGGUGGAAAAGAAUGCUUCCUCAUCUUAAAGAUUGUCACCUUACACAAUCCAGUAAGACCAGAGUAAGUGUAGGAUGACUGCUGUAGACGGUUGAUUUAAAGAGUCUAAGCAGUCUAACUGCUUAUAGGGGUAAAAUCAGCAUACAGCUUUCAUGUCUUGCAGACAGGCAGCUGGCCAAAAUUGGCUCCAUCUAGAGCAGGCUCUGUGUCUCAAAGCACUUUCCUUCUGGAAUUGAGGACUGCUGGUGCAGUUGUUUAUCAAGUUAUCAAGGGUCCAUCAGGGUUUGCUAGCUCCUGCACAGUGUCAGAUCCAAGCAUAUGUAGGCAGAAUUGCUUGUCUGUAGCAAUCGCAUGCCAAAUUUGAGAGCACUCAUUAGCAGCACUGAAUUCAUGGAGUUCUUCCUUCCUCUUGCUAGCUGAGAAGCCAAAGAAGAUGGUGUGGAAGCAUGAGGGUUGCUCCGGUGGGGAUGACCUUGUGUCUGACUGGGCAGCAAUGAGACAGAAUUAGUGUUUGCUUUAGUGUCACUGACCUUCCGUCCCCAGGGCUCUGAAUUAGGGAAGGGCUUGUUAGCAGGCAGUCGAGUGCUGGGGAGUGCAGGGCAGGAGACAUGGGUGUUCUUGCAAGCCUGCUUGCCUUGCAGUCCAGCUGUAGCGCAUGCCCACUGACUUGAUGCAGGACUACCUCAGUAUCCCUGCACUGGGAACUAGUGUCUUCCUCAUUACACCCCGGUUUUAAUGUUGUUGGUUAGAUCCCGCUUUUAUGACAGUACAGUGCAGUUCAGAGUUUAGAGCUUUUACACAGAAAAAACCCAAUGUGUUGCAGAGCAUGUUAAGUUAAUGACAUGUUAAUGCAAACACAUAUUUUAGGUUACUUGUUCAUAGACUUGAUAAAAGUGGUCAUGACUCAAGUGAGUACGUGAAACUCAUAGAACAGAAGACCAUAUGGGGCAGCAGUAUUGCCAGGACCUUGCUACUUACCUUGCUUAUGUCCACAUCCUAGAAGGUGCCAGUGGUCACCACUGAGUGAGGAGGGAGGUAAGUGCUGGAAACAGCUUGUGGGUAGUAAAGGGGAGGUUAUGCCUUCCGAAGUAAAAACUUUGCUUCCACUCUUUAUUAUCUAUACUAACAUAAGUAGUAAAAUGUGCUUUGAAGGGCUUUGCUUUUCUUCAUCCUCAUCCUGACCUGUCUCCCUUUCACACCCACAAAUGUUCUCCUCUUCCUCUUAUGUCACCUCCACCCCUUGACAAUAUUCAAUUUUGCCAGAAUUACUGAAAAUCCUGAAUUGGCCAUUUGGUUCAUAAGAAUCUGUGUUAGAAAUAAGCCCAGCUAUUGAGCGAGAUAUGUUCCUGCCAGUCCAGUGAUUUUAUUCUUUUUUUGUGUGUGUGUAUCUGUCCAUGUUGGCUAGUUUUAAAUGCAUAGUAUUAAAGUAGCUACUUAAUUCCUGCGCAACAAACCUGUGAUUGCACAGCUAUUAAAGUAUGUAGUGGCCCUUCAUUCUCACAUCUCACACCUGUUGCAUUAAAAAAAGAGAAUUAUGCUGUUCACACUCAGAAAGGAAAAACUGUGUGUCUACCUGAUUUUCUUGAGACUUACACUUAGUGUCUCUGACUUCUUUAAGAACUGUUCUGUGUAUUGGGCAGGUAAUUUAUAUGCGUGUCUGCAAUUGGAACACAAAAUAGGAAAUUUUGAACACUGAAAGUAAAUUUCCUUUAUUCCUAAGCUUACAGAGGAGUAUCUUUGUGGGGGAUACAUCAGCUGUUGUUUAGAAAAUGGAGUAAAAUAAUUAUUUCUGUAUCAGAAAUGAAAAAUCAUCCACUAAGCAUUUUCAAUAUAUUUCAGUAUAUUUCAAUAUAUUUUAAAGCAAACUUGUCAUCAUUAUAGUAUCUCGAUAGUGUGGGUGAAAUUCAGACCUGGUGAAAGGGAGAAAAUUCCGUUUAAGAGAACUCGCACCAGACCUGAACUCAGCUCUUUGCUUCUCAGCUUUUAGCAACCAAGUUCUUAAGAGUUCCCAAUCUUCUAUAUCCCCGUUUACUCUAAUGGAUUAUAGAUAACUACCACUGUAUCUGGUGAGGAGCUUAAUUCUGAGAAAUCAUCGACCUCCCAGCGACAGUCUCUCGUUGCUGCUUGCCCUGAACUGUUUUGUCCAUGCUGUGUUUGGGUUUCUUGAGACCAGUGGCCUUGGCAGGGGUUGGAUACAUGUGAGCUUGUGAAGUCCCAUCGUAGUCACUCAGGAUCUACCAGAGAGGAUCAGGAAGGACUGGAGACAAAAGAAACCCUAACUUUUUUAAUAUGUAUAAAAUUGUCUACUUGACCCUCAUAAUUGAUUUUGGCAGAAGGAUAUACUUUAUUAUAACUUAUUUUGUUGUUAUUUGUAAAUACAAGAUGUCUAUGGGAAAUAUGUAAUUCUGAGCUGUGUCUAUGGAACGAGCCACUGCACCAAAAUAUUUCAAAUAUUUAGAAUAGGCAGAUUUUUUAUUAAAAGGGACCUAAUAUGUAUUUAUUUACAUAUACCAUUCAAAUUUUGUCCAGCUCUUUCAUUAUACUAACCCAGCUUUUUAUGGAAUUUUAUAGCACAGGUAUUACAUAUAUAUUUUUGUAUAUAUGUCAUACUGUAAGUCCAUAAUACGAAUUUCUAAACUUUCUGAUUAGCCAGUUCCUUGAGUGAAUUAAAGGGGAGAGUAUAGGCAAAUUGCUUUCUGACUCGUUCAGGAAUAUGUAUCCAUGGCAAUGCACCUGAACCAGAACUGUACAGCAUCCUUUUCAUAUUGUAUACAUUUUCUCUUUGAUGAAAAAAUGUUAACUAUUUUUGUUUAUGACUAAUUUAUUUUUUAUUAUUGUAAAAAAUAAAGUAAUUCAGAUGAA
Messenger RNA from Grus americana (Whooping crane), 9410 nucleotides. RefSeq names its product thrombospondin type 1 domain containing 4 (gene THSD4). Gene Ontology annotation, molecular function: metalloendopeptidase activity. Gene Ontology annotation, biological process: extracellular matrix organization. Bases 396 to 3479 code for a protein of 1027 amino acids. The transcript is spliced from 18 exons. The record is from RefSeq and is a predicted model, not a curated record. Gene Ontology annotation, cellular component: extracellular matrix. Lineage: Eukaryota; Metazoa; Chordata; Aves; Gruiformes; Gruidae.